UUCAUCUCUAUUUUUCCGAUCUUCUUCCCGAUCUCCGAUGAACAAUCGCGGCGAUCGUGGUCGUCCUCCACCAGCUGAGGACACAUCUAGUCCGUACUAUCUUCAUCCAAGUGAUAGCCCGGGAGCUAUCCUUGUUCCGCAUCAGCUCAAUGGCUCUAAUUAUCCUUCUUGGAGUCGAUCUUUCACCACUGCUCUCCUUGCCAAAAACAAGCUGGUGUUUGUUGAUGGUUCGAUUUUGCGUCCUGGCCGUGAAGAUCUUCUCUAUCAGCCAUGGAUUCGCUGCAAUAGCAUGAUCUGAAUGAUCGAUUUUCUACCGGUGAUUCUGCUCGGAUCUAUCAGUUGAAACAACAGCUGAUGUCUCUCUCUCAAGGCACCUCUGAUGUCAAUGGUUAUUUUACAAAUCUAAGGAUUGUUUGGGAUGAGUUCAAAAGUACUCAGCCGAUCUCAUGGUGCACCUGUGCUCGUUGUAAUUGUGGUAGCGCUACACGGUGGCAUGAGCAUCAAGAGCAUGACUGCACCAUGCAAUUUCUCAUUGGAUUAAAUCCAUCUUUUUCUCAGAUUCGAUCUCACAUCUUAUCUAUGGUUCCUCUUCCCUCUUUGUCUAAGGUCUUUGCUCU
This is a messenger RNA of Salvia hispanica, 617 nucleotides long. Lineage: Eukaryota; Viridiplantae; Streptophyta; Magnoliopsida; Lamiales; Lamiaceae. The record is from RefSeq and is a predicted model, not a curated record.